AUGGCAUAUCCAAACAUUUUCUAAAAAUAAUGAAUACAAAGUUUGAGAUUUUGUUAAAACAUUGAAUUUUUUAAUUUUUGUAGCAGGGUUUAAACUUUGAUUGAUAUGGUUUUUGUUGUAGAAUGAACUAUUUUUUUAUAAAAAAAAUUAUAAAAAUUAAUUUGGAAAAAUAUAAAUAGUAAAAACUUGUCUAUAUGGGUGGACUUAGCUGGCACUAUUUUUCGCUUAUUAUUUGUUUUUUUUUUCUACUGGCACUAUUUAAAAAUCUGUUUCUAUGUACAUAGAUACAUACAUACUUUGUAUUUAUUUAGGUAGGUAGAUAAAAAGCAAUCAAACCGAUGGAAAACCUAGCAAAAAGUGUGCAAUUAUAAAUUAGUGGCAUUCGCUAAAUGUAUGUAUUGCUGUUGUCGUUUGAGCGGUUGUUGCUGUUGUUUUCGCUGAGUGAAUUAAAAUAACGUAAGACGACGCGACGCGCAAGCCGCAAUACAAUUCUAUAUGCGUAGCUACGACAUCACCAAACGGGGCAAUUCGAUUCGUGCAUUUAAAUACGCAUAACAGCUGAAUUGCGAUCAUCCGUCCAUGCGGACUGCCAAAAUUCGGUCCGCUUGCGGAAAGCAUUUCUUUAAGCCAAGUUAGCUGACGCGUCGCGCGAGUGCUAGCCAACGAAGUGAUUGAAAUAAGCAAGCGUAAAUAAAAUUGAACAUAAAAAUAGAAAAAAAAAGAAAACUCAUUAUGAAAUCAAUGCACGUCGUUUUUUUAUUUUCAAUUCUUCCUUUUAUUCGAUUCUCCUAUCGUGCUCCCCACAGCCUGCCUACGAACCUUCUUACCGCCUUACUUCGGUUUACCUUUACUUAUGCAUAUGUAUAGAUGUACAUACAUAUGUAGGUGUGCAUAUACAUAUGGCGGUAUGUAAUAUGUUCAUAUUUAAAUAAAUCAGUGUUCAGGCAGUGGUGAUAAAAUGCACACAUACACCGGUGAAAUAGUGGAUUUAGUCUUCUAGGCAGUGUUUUACUGCGGUGGGUGCGUAGCUGUGAAGGGAGUGCUGUAGCAAUGCGAUGUAUUUAUGUAGUUAUAAAAACUGUCAUCAACUUACGAGUGACUGCAAAGCCCCUUGAGUCCAAUAUGAAUUUUAAUUAUUGAGAGCUAUGUAAUUAUGAGCGCGUACAAAGGAAAGAGAAGCCGUAACUUGUGAGAGGGCGAGUGAGUUUUUAUGGAAGUGAAUGAAAGUAAAUACUACAGUACUGCGACUGCGGCAGUAAGCAGCCGUAAUUCGUAUCCGCAUUGCCGAUAAGUUUUCCGAUAAUUGAAGGAAUUUAAUUCCAAACACUACGAACUAAUCUUUGCGAUGAUCAAAAUUAGACUGAAAUCAUUCAUUUGCGGACAUCAUCGUUUUUUGAUGUUGACCACGCUUAUUUUCUGUACCUGCCCGCCUUAUUUGACGCAAGCCAAAAGUUUGGUUGACAGCCGCUCGCCCAGUUUGCGGACCUUUCACGUGGUCAAUAUCACUCUCAGUCCCAGCGUUGUACACACCAAAGCCGUAGUGGCGCCGAAUACCGAUGUGCGUUUGACGUGCUUGCUUAAAGGGUCCAUUAAGUGGUACAAAGAAGACGAGUUCCUAAGCGCUAACAGACUGCUAGUUUUGAAGGAAGUUCAAGCGGGAAAUGCUGGUGUCUAUAGCUGCCAGGCAGAGCAAGUGCCAAUAGGGGCAAAGUACGUUAGCGUUGCAUUGAAAGUACUUGCACCUGAGCUAGCAAAGACUUCCGCCUAUACAGAAGACGACAUAGCUGAUUUUAGUAAGGUGGAAGACGAAGAAGAAGCGAAGCUGCGAAUGGAUCAAGAUGACAAAGGUACAGUGGAGGAAAAUGUGGAAGCGGAACCAGAAGAAGUCUCCAAAAGCGAGAAUGCGACUGCUUUAAAAAUUGUGCACCUGCCGAAUCCCGGCCCGCCACAGUUUCAACAAAGCUACAAACUUAUAAAUAGUUUACAGCAACCGCUUGGAAGUUUCGUGCAAUUUAGCUGCCCCGCAAUGGGAAAUCCAUUACCAAUAAUUACUUGGUGGCAUAACAAUACAAGGAUGGAUAUGACUUCUUUGCGUUUUAGGCUUAAAAAAUGGUCGCUUUUUAUUGAGCACCUGAGUAUUAUAGACACUGGCAGUUACACUUGCAAAAUUAGUAACAAAUUCGGUACCAUUGAACACAGCACACGGUUGCAUAUCGUCGGUCAGCUGCACUCUGAAAAGCCACUUAUUGCGAACAGUACACCAGCCAACCUAACGGUUAUGGUUAAUAAUAGCGCGCAGUUCGAGUGCCGAGUUGAAUCACCGACCGCAGUGCAGAUUCAGUGGAUCAUGCAUAGGAAACAACUGAAUAAGGAUGAGCUAUAUUUGAAUAUCACAAAUAAUCCGAAUAUAAUUGAGUUGCCGACGAAUGCAGAAAACCCAGCCAUGUUAAAAAUAACGCAAGUGACGCCAGAUGACGAAGGCUGUUACACCUGCAUUGCUUCGAAUGAUGUAGGUAAAACGAUGGCUACAGCUUAUUUGCGAGUCAUACUUCCGAAAAGCACCAUCAUUGCCCCCAAAACUAAAUUCUUCAUUCUGGAGAAACGUACUGCCGAUUCAUCUGGUGGCCCAGCGUUAGAGAAGGAACACGAUAAACCAGCAACUGUUAGUGAUGUGGAUGUAGACAGUAAAGAUACUGCUGAUACUAACGAUGAACAGGAGGCGGUAGAAGAAAGUCCGCCACGUUUCAAAAAAGCGGAUAAGCUCAUUCAAACUGUACACAAACCAGCUGGCUCUACAAUACAACUGCAUUGUCCAGCCAAUGGCAAUCCGAUGCCGAACGUAACAUGGACGCGCAGCGCCAGCGAUCAAAAUUUCACUGAAAUUAUGCGACAUAUAGGGAAAGUAACUUACAAAAAGUGGUCCAUGCAAAUGGACGAAGUGAUUGCGGAAGAUUCGGGCGUCUACAAGUGCACCGUAUGCAAUAAGCUGGGUUGCAUAGAACAUUGCACCAAGUUAACCAUCAUGGACCGUCUGCGCUCUCGGCCCAUUCACAGUGACAAGUUUCCACAAAAUCAAACCGUUUUGACCAAUAGCAGCGCAUAUUUUGAGUGUCGUGUCGUAUCCGACCUGGAGCCCCAUAUAUUCUGGGUAAAGUACAAUACGCCAAAUGAAAGUAUUGAUAAGUUGGAGCGCAUGUUUGCCAAUGCAAACGCCAACGCGAACUCUUACCAGCCAAGCGCAAAAGAUUUCAUCAAACUAUCUGGCGAACCAGACAAACCGAAUGUCCUUCGAUUGGAGAACGUCACACAUGCGGACGAAGGUUGGUACACCUGUGUAGCAGCUAGUAAUUUGGGUGAGUCAAUGGCAAGCGCGUAUUUGCAUGUGGUUGACAAAUUGCCCAACCGGGAAGUAUACAUGAUGUGGCGGGCACAUCCUGUCUGGAUGACAGUAGCAGCAAUGGUAAUUGUGCUGCUGUUCCUUUUCGGCUCCAUCUUCAUUAUCUAUGUUUUGCGAAAGCUGAAGCAUGAAAAGUUGCUGAAGCAUCGCAUCGAAACGGUUCAUCAAUGGACCAAGAAAGUUAUUAUCUACAGGCCGUCUUCUUCCGAGGGUAGUUCCUGCGACCUCCAAAUGCCUGUGAUUAAAAUUGAGAAACAACGUACCACAUUUCAGGCUUCAAACAUGGAUUCGUCGCAAGCUUUUAAUGAAUAUGAAUUUCCGCUCGACUCCAAUUGGGAGAUACCGCGUACGCAACUGAACCUAGGCUCGACGCUAGGUGAAGGAGCUUUCGGACGUGUAGUCAUGGCAGACGCGUGCAAUUUACCACGUACCGCCAAUAACUCUUCGAGCAUAGUUGCUGUAAAAAUGGUAAAAGAGGAGCACACGGAUGCAGACAUGGCUAGUUUAAUAAGGGAAAUGGAAGUAAUGAAAAUGAUCGGGAAGCAUAUUAACAUCAUCAACUUGCUGGGCUGUUGUACACAGAAUGGGCCGCUUUGGGUCAUUGUGGAAUUCGCACCUCAUGGAAAUCUGAAAGACUUUCUGAAAAAGAAUAGGCCACUUUUUGUUGGCAGUCCGAGUUUGCAGCGUAGCAGCGACUGCCUGGAGGAUAUGCCGCAGCUAACUGAGAAGAAUUUGGUGUCUUUUGCGUUUCAGAUUGCACGUGGCAUGGAAUACCUUGCUUCACGUAGGUGUAUUCAUCGGGAUUUGGCGGCUCGCAAUGUCCUCGUGAGUGACGACUAUGUUAUGAAGAUUGCCGACUUCGGCUUGGCGCGCGAUAUACAGGAUACAGACUAUUACCGAAAGGCCACCAACGGUCGUUUACCCAUCAAGUGGAUGGCGCCCGAGUCGCUACAAGAAAAGUUCUACGACUCACAAUCGGAUGUGUGGUCCUAUGGUGUAUUAUUGUGGGAGAUUAUGACUUUUGGAGAGCAGCCCUAUCCCAAUAUUAUGUCUGCGGAGGAGCUCUACAGUUACUUAAUAACUGGUCAGCGAAUGGAGAAGCCAGCACGAUGUUCACUCAAUAUAUAUAUGCUAAUGCGGCAGUGUUGGCAUUUUGACGCCAACGUACGACCGACAUUUGGGGAGAUUGUAGAGAAUUUGGACAAGAUUCUUCAGCUGGCAUCAAAUCACGCAACUAAUGAAGAGUAUUUGGAUCUAUCUAUGCCGAUGCUUGAGACACCCCCAUCAUCGAGUGAUGAUGAAUCCGAACCGGAUACUUUUCAAGAAACGUCUCCGUUGCGCUAUCAAUACACAUACAAAUUUUAUUGAAGAGAUUAGCAUUUAUGCAUUAUACGAAAUGUGUAAGCAAAGUAAGGCUUAAACAUACUAAUACCCAGUAGUUUUUAAGAGCAAUUUUAUACUUUAUACUUAAGUGCAUCUGUUGUGAAACUACGAAAAGACUUAAUCCAUCGCAUGUCAUUUGCUAAAUUUAGUAUAUCAGAUAAGCACAAGAAAAAAAUUGUAGAUUACGCGUUACUUUAAUUUAAAGUUAAGAAUAUCAUAAGCGUAUUUAUAUA
Rhagoletis zephyria (snowberry fruit fly) is the source of this 5013-nucleotide messenger RNA. RefSeq names its product fibroblast growth factor receptor homolog 1-like. The record is from RefSeq and is a predicted model, not a curated record. Gene Ontology annotation, cellular component: plasma membrane; signaling receptor complex. Lineage: Eukaryota; Metazoa; Arthropoda; Insecta; Diptera; Tephritidae. Gene Ontology annotation, molecular function: transmembrane receptor protein tyrosine kinase activity; ATP binding. Gene Ontology annotation, biological process: protein phosphorylation; cell surface receptor protein tyrosine kinase signaling pathway; positive regulation of kinase activity.